This is a messenger RNA of Adineta ricciae, 489 nucleotides long. The record is from the annotation of a GenBank genome assembly. Lineage: Eukaryota; Metazoa; Rotifera; Eurotatoria; Adinetida; Adinetidae.
AUGAGUGCUAUGGCAAAACACUGGUACUUUCUUCUACUCUUCGUACUUUUAUCUGUAGAAGUCGAAGGUAAACCGGCGGCAACUAAAGUCAACAUCAAUCGGGAAAUAAAUCGUCUAUUGAACAUUACGGAUAUGGAAAAGAAAUUCGACAGUCUCUUACAAUCAUUGGUUGUCAACGAUCCCACUUUAUCCGCAUUCAAAAGUGAAAUCAUGAAGUUCAUCAAUACAUUUUUCUCGUUCAAAUCCUUACGUCCGCAAAUUGUUGAAAUCUAUCGUGAUCUGUAUACAAGUUCGGACAUUACCGGCUUGAUAAAAUUCUAUUCCUCGUCAUUGGGAAAGAAAUUUCUGGAAAAAGAAACCGAAGCCGCCGUUCGUUUCAAUCAAUUAGUGCAAAAGAAACUGCAAGCUCAAAUGCCGCAGAUUAUGAAUUGGUUCCAGCAGAUGUUCUACAGAAACUUAGCCAAUAACCAAACGACGUACGGAAACUAA